This is a messenger RNA of Aspergillus melleus, 1005 nucleotides long. Its product is annotated as putative RTA1 domain protein. NCBI's taxonomy places the organism in Eukaryota, Fungi, Ascomycota, Eurotiomycetes, Eurotiales, Aspergillaceae. The coding region runs from base 1 to 1005 and encodes 334 amino acids. The transcript is spliced from 4 exons. The record is from RefSeq and is a predicted model, not a curated record. Gene Ontology annotation, cellular component: membrane.
AUGAAUUUUGAAAAGCGAUCGGAUUACCAGGAGGGGAGUCUUUGGUUUUAUGCACCCAAUAAAGGCGCGCCUAUUGCCUUUGCUAUACUAUUUGCGAUAUCUGGAAUCUUACAUGGGUACCAAUGCCACAAGUAUAAGUCCUGGAAGGUGACAGGCCUACUACCAUGGUCUGCGCUGCUUUUCACGGCAGGGUUCGUGAUGCGCACGAUCGGAGCUUUUGGGCAUUGGGGUAGUCUUGGAGUCUUCAUUUCGAGUACUGUUCUUUUACUAGCAGGACCACCGGUCUACGAGGGAGCCAACUUCUUCAUCUUGGGUCGCAUCCUUUACUACAUACCCUAUCACUCACCCAUCCAUCCGGGCCGUGUGUUCACCACCUUUAUCGCCAUGGGCGUCCUCAUCGAGAUCCUCACGGCCAACGGGGCCUCCUUGGUGGCCAACACCUCGAAUUCAGAAGCCUCUCAGAACACGGGCAAAGCACUGCUCAAGGCAGCCCUCAUUCUCCAGAUUGCCCUAAUGGUUGGGUUCACGGCCCUCGCCUCAAGGUUCUACUACAAUUGCUCUCGCGGCGGUGUUUUGAACAUCAAAGUGAAACGGGCCCUGCAUGUACUAUUCUGUAGCUGCAUUCUCAUCACCGUGCGCACCAUCUUCCGGACCGUCGAGUACUUUACUGCGGCCAGUUUGAACACCAGCAACAUCGAUAACCUGAGCCCGCUCAUCAAGCAGGAGUGGUUCUUUUGGGUUUUCGAGACCGUGGUCAUGUAUAGCAAUACCACUUUGUUGAAUGUUCUCCAUCCCAUGCGGUGGCUUCCCCGAUGCAACAAGAUCUACCUGGCAAAGGACGGGGUGACCGAAAUCGAAGGACCAGGGUAUGAGGACCCUCGUCCUGCCAUUGUGACAUUCUUCGAUCCAUUUGAUGUCGUUGGUCUUAUUACGAGGCGCCAGAAACCUCAGAAGUUCUGGGAACUUGAUGAGGCACAUGGUGCUCGACCGGAGGCGAAAGUAUAG